Molecule: messenger RNA, 855 nt
Organism: Ictalurus punctatus (channel catfish)
Lineage: Eukaryota; Metazoa; Chordata; Actinopteri; Siluriformes; Ictaluridae
Gene: dnajc24
Product: DnaJ (Hsp40) homolog, subfamily C, member 24
Exons: 5
Coding region: 139-591 (150 amino acids)
Biological process (GO): positive regulation of ATP-dependent activity
Molecular function (GO): ferrous iron binding; ATPase activator activity
Source: RefSeq, a predicted model, not a curated record
AAUAGUGGGGCACCCAAGAAGAUAAGCUGAUGGUUAGCCUGAUAGUUUAAGCCUCAGCAGUAAGAUAGAAACAUUCUCCUGACAUGAGCUUCGCCAUAUCUCGUUCUCAUUUUGAAUCUGAGUUCAUUGUCACGGAGUAUGUCGAAUGCUCGGGAUCUAGGGAAGAACUGGUACUCCAUACUUGGUGCGACUCCCACUGAUGAUUUACAGGAGCUGAAACAGAAGUAUCAGAGACUGGUCCUUAUGUUCCACCCAGAUAAACAGAAGCCUGGCCUAUCAGAAGAGGAGGCGGGGCUGCGCCUGCAGAGGUUCAUAGACGUGGAUCAGGCCUGGAAGAUACUGAGCAACGAGGAGAGCAGGAGAGCGUUUGACCUACAGCUGCGUGCACAUGAGCUGAAACAAAGCUGGCCGGUGGAUGCCUGCAUUACACUGGAGGACAUGAACUGGGACAGCGAGAAUGAGUGUUACUCGUACAGCUGCCGCUGUGGUGGCGAGUUUCUCUUGGAGAAGGUGGAUGUAGAGGAGGAUGAGGAUGCUGUAGUGUGCUGCGACACGUGCUCGCUCAGCAUCGAAGUGAAGAGAGCUACAUGAUGCAAGCAUAAUCGUUCUUCCUCAAAGAGGUGAACUCAUCAACCUGGUGUUACAGUGUCAUUCUUAAUUCAGAGUUCAUUAUUGGGUACACUACAGAAGUGCCUAACAAUGGCCACCACAGUAUAUGCCAGUCAUAGGACAUUAUUAUUAUUAUUUUUUUUUUUAAGAAUAAUGAUAAUGAUUUUAUGUACAAUGAUGUCCAGUAUUGUAAUUUAAACUUAUUUCAUACACUGUAUAUUUAUUAAAAAUUAAAUUUGUAUUGUA